AGUUGAUCCCCCGUUUAUCGACCCGGUGCGCAAACACACCAGUCCGUCAUUAAGGGGGGGGCAUGGACCCCUAGCUCCAUGAAAUAUGUAUCUCUGGUGGUUGUCAUUAUAAAUUCCCCCAUCCAACUAUAGGAUUUUCGGGGCUCACGUAAUAUUCUUCAAAAGCAAUGUAUGCAACAGAGCAUUGCCUAUUAAAUAGAGCCAAUAUUUAAUGCAGAAAUAAUAAUUGCGUCGCUUAUAAUAGGAAACACAGUUUCGUUGCAAUACGUUCGCAAUACAUUCUUGGAAAUGGAAUAUAAUAAGACGACUUCACCCAUGGGUUCCUCAUUUGGAGAUUGAUAAAACACUUGUUGGGUAGCACAAACCAGCGCCGUUUAUCGGGGAGGCGACACUGGGAUACAGUCUGCCCGCCGCACAUCCACAUCCCCUCAGUGGGGAUCGCUGCUGGCUACCCGUGUUGUGAAUAUUUGCAUCGUCUACCCUCAGAAUUACCCUACCCUAUCGAUCAUACAUUAAGGAACUCCUUUAGCACAGCACACACCGCCCGUGUUAUCUUGCAUUUGCAGUCCACGCCAAACGGUGCAACAAUCCCACCAUCUGUAUGGUCCGGGAGAAGGAAAAAACAAAACACUUCAGCGGUUUGUAGGCUAGUUGGGGCGUUUUGCUUCGGGGUUUAACUAGGCUAUAUGCACGGGAGUGUGUUUUUAUUCGCCUGCAAGGACAUCCGACAGCGCCAGUUUCGACGCACACGUAAAAAAGCAGCCCAAACAAUGGUCCAUUUAUCCGCCGCGGGCGACGGCACCUGUAGCCGCGCUGCCGGCUCUCUGCGAAUGGCCCUCAAGUUUCACCGAAACGCUCUCGGACUAUAAUAAGUGUGCAGACAGUCGCCCUCGACAAAAAAAAAAAAAAAAGUCGGCGCUUAAAGCGAAGACUUUCACGGGCUGAGAAAUGACAGACGGUGCUGUGUGUGUGCUUCAUGUGUGAGGACUGAGUGCGUAUGUAGCCUGUGGGUCAUUGCCUGGGAAUCCGGUCUUUCCUGCCUCACCUGCUCCAAGCCUUUGGGACAGCGGGAGGGGACACGGAGAACCUGCUCCUCCGCGGGACCACGGCGGAUGUUCUCCAAACGGUUCCUUUUCUGGUGGAGACAUGACUCCGAGGUCGGUGGUGGCGCCGGUUCUGAUGGUCGUGCUACUCCUGGCGGGCGGCGUGGCUUCGUCCGACAUCCUCUACCGACUCCCUGAAGAGCAGCCCCCAAACAGCCUGAUCACCAGCUUGGCGGCCGACCGCGGGCUCCCAGACACCGGCCAUCUCUACAAGCUUGAGGUGGGCUCCCCUUACCUGAGGGUGGACAGCAAGUCUGGGGACAUCUACACCACGGAGGUCCCCAUCGACCGCGAGACGCUGCGUGACUGCCGCAACCUGUUCGAGGGCGACAAAUGCUACCUGGAGUUUGAGGUGUCCAUCACGGACAUGAACAAGGGCUUCGGCACGGGCCCGCGGCUGAUCGAAGGGCGCAUCGAGGUGCUGGACGUCAACGACAACACGCCGCAGUUCUCCUCCCCCAUCCUCACACUGUCCAUCCCCGAGAACACCCACAUCGGGGCGCUGUUCUCCAUCCAGAUGGCCACGGACAGGGACUCGGGCAUCAACGGCGUGGCCGAGUACUCGCUCAACACAGGGCCGGACGCCGACCAGCUCUUCAGCCUCCAGGUGGCCGUGGACGCAGAGGAGAAGCUGCCACAGCUGGUCGUCAUGGGCAACCUGGACCGGGAGGUGAAGGACUCGUAUGACCUGAGCAUCCGCGUGGUGGACGGAGGGAAGCCCCCCAGGGCGAGCAGCGCCCUGCUCCGUGUCACCGUCACCGACCAGAACGACAACCCGCCCAAGUUCGAGAGAGACCACUAUGAGGCGGAGCUGUCGGAGAUCAGCCCCGUCGGCCACUCGAUCCUACAGGUUCGGGCCAACGACGCAGACACUGGAACCAAUGGCGAGAUUGACUACAGCCUUCACCAAGCCUCCGAGACAGUACAGAGGCUGCUCCGCAUCGACCGCUCCACUGGCGUCAUCUUAGUCAAGGGCCAGGUCGACCGUGAGGAGGAAAACUUCCUCAAGUUCUUUGUCGUGGCCAGGGACCGUGGCCCCAACGCCAAGAGCUCCAAGGUCCUGGUGACAAUCAGAGUCAGGGACCACAAUGACAACGCGCCAGCUAUUGAGAUCCGAGGUAUCGGCCUUGUUACCCACCAUGAUGGCGUGGCAAACAUAUCGGAGGACAUGCCCAUCGGCACGCCGGUAGCCCUGGUGCAGGUGUCGGACCGCGACGAGGGUGAGAACGCCGUGGUGACGUGUGUGGUGGCAGGGGAUGUCCCGUUCCAGCUUCGACCGGCCAGUGAAUCGGCCAACGACCGAAAGAGGAAGUACUUCUUGCAGACGACCACACUGCUGGACUACGAGCGUGUCAAGGACUACCGGAUUGAAAUUGUUGCUGUGGAUUCUGGCAAUCCAGCAUUGUCCAGUACCAAUUCUUUGAAGGUCCAGGUCACAGACAUGAAUGACAACAUGCCAAACUUUUCCCCAGCAUUGUUGGAGGUGGACUUUGCAGAGGGAAACCAGCCCGGAGAUAAGGUCUUGGACAUGAUGGCCACUGAUGCUGAUAGUGGCACCAAUGCAGAGCUGAGCUACAGCAUUGUUGAAUCCUCCUCAUCCAAGCUCUUUGAGAUUGAUGUCAACACUGGCGAGGUGCGUGUGAAGAACCAGCUGGAUCGUGAAGAAGUCCAACGCUACCAGUUCCACGUGGCCGCAGCCGACAAGGGUGUCCCAAGCAAAACAGGCACAGCCACCGUUGUGGUCAAUGUUCUGGACUGCAAUGACAAUGACCCAAAGUUCAUGCUGAGCGGAUACAGCUUCUCGGUCAUUGAAAACAUGGCCCCACUCAACCCAGUCGGAGUGGUAACUGUUACUGAUGCAGAUGAAGGGGAGAAUGCCAGAGUCAAGCUGUAUGUAGAGCCGGACAAUGGCAAAUUUGUCAUCCAAAACGGCACAGGAACAAUCCUCUCCAGCCUCUCCUUCGACCGGGAGAAGGAGAGCUCCUACACCUUCCGGCUCAGGGCAGUCGAUGCCGGAGAUCCACCUCGCUCCUCCUAUGUAGGGGUAACCAUCAAUGUUCUGGAUGAAAACGACAACGCCCCUUACGUAACCAAACCCUCAAACUCUACCUACAAGUACCUUCCCCCGGUCACGGCCCCAGACGCCCUGGUGGAGGUGGUCGAGGCAGAGGACAUGGACUAUGGUCAGAAUGCAGAGCUGGUUUACAGCAUCACCGGGGGCAACCCUUACAACCUGUUCCACAUCUCCCCCAAUAGCGGUGAAGUCACCCUGGCACAGGAAUUUGCCCGCAAACACAACGGGCUGCAUCGCCUGGUGGUGCGGGUCAGCGAUAAGGGGAAGCCUCCGCGCCACACCACCGCCUUGGUCCACAUAUACGUCAACGACACUGUUGGAAAUGUCACCCACAUAGAGGCUCUGGUGGGGCACAGUCUCUACACCCCUCUAGACAGGGACAUCGCUGGGGACCCCGAGUACGCUCACAGCCAACGCAACAACAUCCUGUAUGCCAUCCUGACGGGGAUCGCCGGGGUGAUUCUUGUCAUCGUAGCCGUUGUUGUAAUUCGGCACCGACUGCAGAAAGACACAAAGAGCGGCUACCAGCCUGGCAAGAAAGAGAACAAGGACCUGUUCGCACCAAAACAGGGUCCAAAAAACGGCAAGGGGAAAAGGAGCAAAAAGGGAAAGGCCCCUAAGCCAGCCAAGGCCCUGGAGGAGGACGAGGAGGCAAGCCUCCAGAAGGGCCUCAAGUUCAACCUCAUCAAUGAAGACGUCAACGACAGCCCCAGGAUCCACCUGCCCCUAAAUUACCCGCCAGGAAGCCCCGAUCUGGGCCGGCACUACCGCUCCAACUCCCCCCUGCCCUCCAUUCAGCUCCAACCCCAGUCCCCCUCAGCCUCGAAGAAGCACCAGGCGGUCCAGGACCUCCCGGCCACCAACACCUUUGUGGGGACGGGAGACAACACCUCCACGGGGUCCGACCAAUACUCGGAUUACAGCUACAAGGCAAACCCGCCCAAAUACAGCAGCAAACAGGUAGGCGAAUACUACACCACAAGGUACAACAGGAACAUCACGUGGAACAAUGAGGUGUGGUAGUCACAGGGGACUGGUUGGCACUCACAACACUGCACUGAUUACCUUGUCUCUCCGUUGUCCUGCCCCAUAGCUCACAGCCACCGCUCUUCAGCUUCUUUGAUCAACAUUUUAUUUUGGUUUUGUGCACUAUUUUGAGUUCACAACUUUUUUUUUUCUGUUGUUAGCUUCUAUUAAUUCAUAAUACAUCAUCAACUGUCUGUUAUUUUUUUUGGUCAUUUGUUUAUUGUUCUGUUUCACUAUUUUCCCACUGGGUGACAUGAAGGAGUUUAAAGAUUUUUAUUUUCCAAAGGUAUCAUUUCCAAACUUUUCUGUUUGGGAGUUCCAUUACUUCUCAUUCAUUCAGAAUGUUUUGGUCUCGAUCGCAUUCCCUCCACGUCGAGCGGCUCCUAAUCUGAUAUAAGAAAGCUACUGUGAAUCUUAAAGGCGUUUUAUUAUGUGGGCUAUCCGUUUGUUAUGACCAACUCAGCUGGACUUUAGACAGUUGGUCUCUGAAUUGUGGCUUUAGACAAAACGAAGGGAGGGACCCGAGGUUUAUACCGUUGAUAAACCAAGCCGAAGAGGGCGCUUGUUUCACGGUCAAACAAUCGAAUAAAGGAUAGGUACAAUUAACGCCAUUUCCCAACAUCCGUCACCAUUGCACCUGUCAGCUUAACUGAAAUAUAGCUUUUAAUUAUGCUGUCCCCAUUCGCCAGGGCUAAAGUCAAUUGUUUGCACAAAUUAACGGGAGGCAAUUCCAGGCGAUGACUCUGCCUCUACCCAUAGUGCCUUGCUACUAUUUAAUGUACAUGCUGAGGGUCGUUAACUUCAGCCCCUAAUGAGGGUCGAUGCGUGAGUCCUGUGGUUCUUGCGGCAAGCGUUCACAUUACAGGCCCGGUGUUUGUGGUGGUGUCUACUGUGAAAUCAGAGAGGAAGAUUGGCAGGUAUAAAGAGACGCACCUCGCACAGCAAGCCGGUGACAAUCAAAGUGAAGUCAUAUGCAAAUUGUACAUAUGUGAAUAACAAAACUAUUUUUUUGGUUCUUGUGAUUUUUCCUGUGUUUGUUUAAUUAUGCUGUUUUGGUUCGUGUGUGUUGGCUUUGGCACACAAAACGCCUGUUCGCUGAUACCUCACGUACUCACUCAGUUGUGUUCUAAUGACUUGUGUUCAUCGUUGAAAUAUGCUGUACCAAAGAAAAUGCACAGACACACAUUCUUUCAUACCAUGUACAAACAAAUGCACACACUUGUACUCCGGCAGUAUUGCAAAUGUUACAAGACGUCAUAUGUAGUUCAUUACCCUUAGGUAGUUCGGUUUCUGUUAGCCAUAGAGAGCUAGGGAUGACUACCGCUAGCAUACCUGCCAUACAGAUGUGGUUCAGGUCUAGGUCAGGAUUUGUCCUCAUGAGGGUUGGCUAAGGUUAAUGGAAAUGUUUAAUUCAAGAUACUCUCUAAGAGUGUCUGAGUACGUGUGUCUGAGUGAGAGUGUGUGUAUGAAUGUUUUGCCUGCCAAUUCUCCAGUUAUCAGUUCAUUUAAUCUUUUUUUUUGAAAGAUUGUAUCAGUUUUUCAUGCUACUGUGUCUUCCCGGCUAUGUUCGAAAGCUGUGUAUUCUAGUGGAAUAUGUACAGUGUGUGCGCGUGUGUCUUUUCCACAGAUUUCUAAGACAACUUCAAUAAACAUGUUAUCCAAACGUGUGCUUUACAUUCUCUGUUCAUUCACCUGGGGCAUGGGGGACGAGACAUGCAAUGGGACAUGGGCUCCAUUCAGGAAGAGGCAAGUCAUGAAAACAAAGCAGUCACACCAUUACCAUCCACCUACCUGUCAGUAAUGACACACAUCCUGAUGCCGCUGUUGAUGAAUCAUCCGCAACUCCAUUUUGUACCUCCAUGCUAUACUUCUUGGUUCCGAUUGUUCUCCAUGGGAUUUGUCACUGCCUGUCUAUCGUCUAUUUGGUAACGGUAACAGCAUAGCUGGUAUCUAAAUUUGUUACUGUUUAUCUGGUGACAAAAUCUGUAGCAGUCUGACCAAUGGGGUUGUCGUAUUUAGUGUACUAGGACCUAUAGUUUAUUUAGAAGGAUUAUUUAGAUUUAGCUGUGUGUUGGGGAAGCAAACCACUAGCAGCUUUAGCCAGCUGAUAUCGCCACAACAAAACUCUGUAACGCUAGAAUAGAGAGAUUAUUCUACCAGAAUACUGUAUUAGAAGGGCCCUGCUCCCAAACUCAAGGCUCAAUCAUAUCCACCCAACAAGGCAACUCGCUUAGUAUGAGUUGCGCUUUUAUGUUUGUGUAUGCAGUCUGUCUGUGAGGAGCUAUUGAUUGCCAAAACGUGUCCUUUAUCAGUGUGGUUUGUUUGUUAUAUGUCUGGGUAAUGUUGAACAGAAGCAGAAACACACAGCCAACCAAAACUAUGACUAGCCACGAGGAGGCUGUAAUCAGACGUGGUCAGCUUAAAAAACAUAAUGUAAAACAAUGCAUUUAUUGUAUCUGAUCGUUUUGUUUUAUGACAGUAGCCACUGGUAAUAGCUCUAUAACAGUGUUUGUUUUCCUUUUAUUAUAAUCAUUCUUUCUCUACCAAGUCUGCAUCGAGUAUAGUCAGGAAGAAAGGGGCUGAUUUUUAAGGAUAAUGUCACCGCUGAAGGCCUUUCUUUUGUUCGGAAUCUGCUCUAGCUUAGCAUUAGGCAGGCAUUAUGGUGGAAGGUCUUCACAGGAAGCCGGCCUGCUAGCACCUUUUCUCACUACAUUUUCAUCAGAGAAAAUUGCACCAAUUUCAAAAUGGCUCCAUGUAGCUGCAAUCAGCCAAGCAACAAAGAAACCCACUCACCGCCGUUGAACACUUUUUUUCUGUUCCUUUGAUUCAGUUUCCUUCCCCUCCUAACACCAUUCUAAUGCAUAUCUGUUGAGUCAACUUUUUUGUUUGGGUGGGGCUUUGUUGCUUUUGGAUUUUUUGAGGGGGAAAUGUUGUACACAGAUCACACCAAACACGGCAAACCAAACCAUAGGGUCAGCAACACACGCGCAUUGCUGACCAAUUGCUUCUUCCCAUUGGCUUGAAUUACCAUCCGGUUCCGUCACUUCCCACCUUUUUGAGCCAAUUAGAAGCAGCGAUUGGAAGUUAACUUUAUUUUUUUACUUAGCCUGUGGAAAUGUUUUUAGCGCUUGGUUUCGUGUGUGUGUGUGUGUGUGUGUGUGUGUGUGUGUGUGUGUGUGUGUGUGUGUG
Messenger RNA from Gadus chalcogrammus (walleye pollock), 7392 nucleotides. RefSeq names its product protocadherin-1-like. Gene Ontology annotation, biological process: homophilic cell-cell adhesion. Gene Ontology annotation, cellular component: plasma membrane. NCBI's taxonomy places the organism in Eukaryota, Metazoa, Chordata, Actinopteri, Gadiformes, Gadidae. The coding region runs from base 1147 to 4200 and encodes 1017 amino acids. The record is from RefSeq and is a predicted model, not a curated record. The transcript is spliced from 3 exons. Gene Ontology annotation, molecular function: calcium ion binding.